Thamnophis sirtalis is the source of this 5175-nucleotide messenger RNA. The record is from RefSeq and is a predicted model, not a curated record. Lineage: Eukaryota; Metazoa; Chordata; Lepidosauria; Squamata; Natricidae.
UCUUAAACCCUGCUGUGGUUGAUGGCAUCUGAGGUUUUGAGCUUGAAGAUGGGUCUGAGCUAUUGGGAUCUUUUUAGCUGCAUUCCCUUGAUUUUCUCUUAUGUCCACAUUCUUGUAGCCACAGGGGUGCUGAAGUAGCUGAGAUGAGAAAAAGGCAACAGUCCCAAAAUGAAGGAACAUCGGCUGUGUCUCAAGCUCCUGGAACCCAAAGGGCCAACAACACGUGUUGCUUCUGCUGGUGCUGUUGUUGCAGCUGUUCAUGCCUCACUGUUAGGAAUGAAGAUAGAGGGGACAGCACAGGAAGACCGACACACACUAGCAAACUGGAGAGUAUCCAGGUCAUCGAAGAGUGCCAAAAUCCCACCGCUGAUGAAAUUCUAUCCUGGGCUCAGAAUUUUGACAAGAUGAUGAAAACACCAGCCGGUAGAAAUAUUUUCAGAGAAUUUCUCCGAACAGAAUAUAGCGAAGAGAACCUCCUAUUCUGGUUAGCAUGUGAAGACCUGAAAAAAGAACAGAACAAGGAUGCUAUUGAAGAAAAAGCCAGACUUAUAUAUGAAGACUACAUCUCUAUACUAUCGCCAAAAGAGGUUAGCUUAGAUUCACGGGUGCGAGAAGUGAUCAACAGAAAUUUGUUGAACCCCAACUCUCACAUGUAUGAAGAUGCUCAACUUCAAAUCUACACAUUAAUGCACAGAGACUCUUUUCCUAGGUUUUUGAACUCUCAGAUCUAUAAAUCUCUUCUCGAAAGUACAAGGAGUUCUACUUCUGAGACUUAAAAAUAAUUUGGGGGUUUGAAAUCUUGAUUUAGCUCUUGGGGAAUGGGUGGGGUAAGGACUAUUAGGAUGAAGACAGACGUAAAAUUUUUAAAGCAACAGGGCUGCUCUGGAAGCACCUUCACUGCAUUUAGUCCAAAAUGUACCCUUCCCCUCCAGAGUCAAGCUCUGGAAAAACCCGGUACUGCCCCUUGCAGCAGAAGCCAGCUGUGCAUGGUGCUGAUUUGCUGAAGCCCCACCCUCAUGAUGUCACUAAGAAACCUCCCCUGCAAUAGCUGGAACAAUUUUGCACUUUAAGAAGAGUUUCCUUUUUAAAUGGAGAAAGCAGGAAAUGAACAGACAAAUAGUCUAACGUUCAUCUGGCCUUUUGUUUUGGGUGGACAGGGGUAGAGAAAGUGACAAGACUGGGAAGCGUGCAAGUUUUUCAAUUGAUUGUUCUUCAUGGCUGCCAUUUCAGCUGCCACUUCUGAUGGAAAGAUGGGCUCAACCAGAGCUGAGGGAUGAACUGAAAGCUCUCUUUUUAUAUUACAUCUGUCUUCACCUUAGUAGUUCAAUUACACCUGGAACUGAGUUCCUGGAGAACUACAGUUUGGCAUGACUCUGGCUACUGUGAAGACAACAAAUACUCACAAAGGUCUUUGUCUACAUUUAUCAAGGUCUAUCAUUCUUGAUUUUGGAAGGGAGGGAAAGUAGAUUUGCCAAAUCAUACUUAUUCAAAUACUUUUACACCUGCAGUUAAGAUUACAAUGAUGUUCUUGUCGUUUUAAUAAAGAGUUACCUGUAUAUCCUUACACUCCAUGUGCAAAGCAAAACUGCUUCACUUUAUCACUUAGUUGUUGCAAUAUUUAAUCCAACAACAUAAAUUAUAUCUAUAUUUAAGAACAUUGUGUGCAAUAUGGUCUUAUGGUACACACAUAAGGAUUAUUGGAGUGAACCAGAAAACAACCUGACUUGGGUUUAGUAAUGUUGUUCCCUAUGUUCUGUGGAGAAAAACCCAUUGCUAUGUAAGACAGACAACAUUUCUAUGUAAGAAAAAGAGCAAGAGGUGAAUGUUAUUUAUCAUCAUUUAUUUAAAAUUCAAAACAGAGGAUUCCUCUGGUUAUUGACUGCCAGAAUUGUGGUACUUUCAUUACAGAAAUGUCAAAACUGACAAUAAACAUCAAAGCACAAGCUACAUGAAAGAAAUCAAAUGGAGAGACACAGUCUAUAAGCUGACAUUGUUUAUAAUUGUUAUAAAAACAGAUAAUCAAUGUACAUUUCAGAUGUCAGAUACUGUAAUGGAUUUAUUAAAGACUGGCUAUCCAGUUAUCUAAAAUUGUCGUGUAAUGUUAUGUAAUUUGUAAAAGGAAAGAAACAAAACAAAACAAAACUCUUCCAUUCACAGAAUCAAGUCUAGAAAAAUUUAUGGUUUUAAUUUAAAAGAUAAUUUUUGAAAAAUGCAUAAAUGUAGCAUUUUGGUCAGCAUUGGAGACUAGCAUUUGUCUAUACAUUUGCUUUUCUUAAACGUUCUGUCCUGUGAAAAGGAAAAUUUAUACUUUUAAAGGAAAAGCUACGGAAGAAUAUCUUCUGGCAUUCCUAAUUUGAAAGGGUUCAUUUAUGGGCCAGUAUUAUGGAGAUUUAAUAAAUAUUAAAUUCAAACCUACUGGUCCCAAAAUAGUGGCAACAAUUGUUCUUUUUUUCUUUUUAAAAUAAACAUACUUUCUAAGAACUAGUAAAAAUGAAGACAGUAUGGGGUCCUGUGUUUACCUUAAAUUGAAUUUGCCAGGAUUAAUUCUUUGCACAAGCCAUCCUAUAAUGAAUGUGGAUUUAGCCAAGAAUUGUUUUUUUCUUGUGAAAUUCCCAUUUACUUCAAAUGUGCAAUUGAAAAGUCCCUUGGAGAUCCUUUCCUUUGCUGCUAGUUCAGUUUUGUAAGUAGCUACCUGAAUUUUAUUUCAUUUUUAAUCCUAAUUUCCCUAAGUGCUUGCUUGCAUCUUUAAAAAGAAAUAGGAAAUUUCUAAACAAAACAACCAAAAGGAAAAACCCUUGUCUUAGAACCUGUUCAUUUUAAUAUUCAGUCUUGAGAUUUUCUUUGAAGAAUUGUUAAGGUGCCACAAAACAGAUACCUAUUGAAGGUAUUAUUGUGAACUCUAGAUUUGAUGCUUGGGGACAUUCUAUAAACUGAUUCUUCUCCCUGAAGUUAACUUCUUGUUGCAGUCCAUAAUGAAGAUAUGGUGUUAAACAAAUAGAAUCAAGUUAUUUAAUAUUAGCUGUUUGUCUGCAAAUUAUUCCCGAGUUAAUCUACAUCUUAAUGUGGAUGUAUUCGCUAAGCAUGUUGAGUCUCAUUCCUUGAAGGAGAAUUUUUGCUGGAGCAAAGUUGUGGAUUUUGCCCUCUGAGGUUGCAGUGGCCAAAAGAACAUAAUGUAUAGAUGACAUUAAACACUGGAUUGUUCAUUCUAGUCCUAAACGACUGUGUCAGCAGUGUCCCUUCUCCCACAUGCUUGCAUAAUACUGGAAUCUCUUGAUCAUCUAGUGUCCUUAGAGCUAUAUUUCUCCAGUGUAAGUCCUUCCUUGCUAGUAAUUAUGCCAUUCAUUUAUUUUGGAAGGGACUCAAUUCUUUUUAUCUUUCACUACCUCUUCAUAUUUAAUUUAUUGAACAUGUGUCAAGGGGCAGAAGUAUGUGUGGUUGGGAAUAUACCUAUUACUUUACUUACAAUACUUGAAAUCUGUAAGCUUAAGAGGCAUGGUGGGGAGAUAUGGACAAUUUAGCUAACCAUUUCUUAAGGUCUUUUGGUUUUGUAAUUUAUACAGAAUUCAGGAGACAAGACUUUUGUAAAAAAAAAAAAAGGGCUAUUCUUUAUUCCCUAUGCAACUCUUUUAACUGUUGUAGUGUUUAACGAAAUGGGAUUUUAAAAAAAGGCAAAAAAAAAAGUCAGAGAAAAUUCUGCAAAGCAGAAAAAAAAUAAAAGGUCUGUUUACACUGGCGUUUGCUGACUAUCCUACCAUACUCAGCACUUUUAAAUAUUGUUGUGUAUGAAAAUGUAGUUUAAAAUGCAAGACAAAUUAUUUAUAAAGGACAUUCUUUUAAUAAAUGCCUGUUUUAUCUGAAAAGUGUUAUUGUGUUAUGAUAUACUUUAUUCAUGUUGGUUAUUAAUUUACCAUUAUGAAUAAAUUUUAAAGGUAUGUUGAUAGAAUCAUAUCUUCAAAGAUGUUUACAAAAACAACCUUUUUUUCCUAAAGGAGAAGGUAGCAAGAAAAAAAAGCAAACAACUGCCUCCUCCUACUGUGAAUUUCUCAUAAUGAAAUAAUUUAAGGCUCAUUAUCUGAAAUAACUGUGGUAUUACAUAUUUAUAGCACCACAGUAAAAGUUACAUUUCCUAUGGGGUGUGUGUGUGUGUGUGUGUGUGUGUGUGUGUGUGUGUGUGUGUGCGUGUGUGUAUACAUACAUACAUACAUACAUACAUACAUACAUACAUACAUACAUACAUACAUACUGUCUGUACAUAUUUAUAUGACGUGGAUUCUGGUUUGUUAUGGUGUUUGAGAUACAACUAUCUCUGGUGCACACAACUAGGUCUAUGUAAUUAGAAAAUAUUGCAUGUAUUUAAUAUUGAGACUUCAUAUUUUCAAUGUUACUAUUUGAGGGUGACCUGUUAACCAGAAGCGAUCUUUAUAAGAUACUUUUACUAUAGUGAGGGAGAUGUCAGUUUGACAGGACACCUUUCCUGAGGAACCUUAACCAAAUAAAAUCUGUGAUUUUAGGUGCCAAUAGCACCUAGAAUUAUGGUACUAGACUUCCUUGUAUGAGUAUUUUGGUCAUGAUAUGGGAGAUAUCAUUAUGAAUAAGAUGUCACAUUUGAACUGUUUUCAAAAUUACUAAGUAUGUUGUUGCAGUGAGACUAUGUUACCAUAAGAGCCUAAAUCCUGAAUUUUGCUGGAUUUAAAGGUUGGCCUAUUGAGCACUCUGUAUUUUAUAUAUACUUUCUAGGAAUGAAUGUACAUUUUAAAUCCAUCUGGCAAAUAGAUGUAGUCACCCACACCACAUAACCCUUGGGUCAUUUAAAGAGAUACAAAAACAAAGGUGGUUGCUGAUGUCAACUUUCUGCAACUAAGAGGAAUAGCCAAAUUUAUCUCAUUCCACUUUUGCAUACCUCAGUUUUCAGUUCUCCGAAAGGAAUAUUGACAGUGUUUUAAAUGACAACAUAAUCUCAUUGCUCUCAGUCAAUUUGCAACAUAUGAGCAGCCAAUGAUUACACUUCUAAAAUGAUUAUUGUGCAUGUACUAUACAAUACUUUUUAGUAUAAAUGAAUUGCUUAAUUAUACUUACCACAGGCAGAAAUAGACUGAAGAUGUAUUUACUUCUUGUUUUGGGAUUUUAAUGAGAUCACAAAUAUAUAAAAUAAAUAUAAUGCUUUUGAUUAACAGA